ACGCGUCGGUCAUGCUGAGGCAGGUCUGUGAAGCGCUGAGACAUCUUCACUCACGUGGUAUAUGUCACAACGAUGUCAAGCCGGAGAAUCUGCUACUAACAAGCAGAGCAUCCAACGCGUCCCUCAAGCUAGUUGAUUUCGGCACGAGCAUCUUCAUGGAUGAACCCGUGCUCUUUGACAAGCCGUCCGGCACUGCCGCAUACCGCUCACCAGAGACUAUCUGUCACCAGCCCAGCGAACGCUCUAUCGACAUGUGGGCGUUUGGGUAGGUGCAUAGAGC
Sphaeroforma arctica JP610 is the source of this 280-nucleotide messenger RNA. RefSeq lists its product as hypothetical. Gene Ontology annotation, biological process: protein phosphorylation. The coding region runs from base 12 to 269 and encodes 85 amino acids. Gene Ontology annotation, molecular function: protein kinase activity; ATP binding. The record is from RefSeq and is a predicted model, not a curated record. Lineage: Eukaryota; Ichthyosporea; Ichthyophonida. The transcript is spliced from 2 exons.